Protopolystoma xenopodis is the source of this 273-nucleotide messenger RNA. The record is from the annotation of a GenBank genome assembly. NCBI's taxonomy places the organism in Eukaryota, Metazoa, Platyhelminthes, Monogenea, Polystomatidea, Polystomatidae.
AUGAUCCUCCGAACUCAGGAGGUACACGCUUCUGCUUCUAUUUCGACGGACUCUAUUACCACUGUCCUUAAUACCGGAUUUAGGCGCCUAAUUUCACCACCUCUACUCGUAUCUAAUUCCGACUUGCUGCCACGAGAGCACAUCAAAGCGGUUGCCAUGCUCCGUACUCCAUUCUUCACUCGUCAAUUCCCGGACUUUACUAGAAAUUUGAUGGAUACACAAAUCCCUUCGCUACACACUAGCUCUGUAUAUCCUUCUUGGUAUUUGGAAUAA